Molecule: messenger RNA, 1647 nt
Organism: Eurytemora carolleeae
Lineage: Eukaryota; Metazoa; Arthropoda; Copepoda; Calanoida; Temoridae
Product: CCR4-NOT transcription complex subunit 7
Exons: 6
Coding region: 33-923 (296 amino acids)
Cellular component (GO): CCR4-NOT core complex; P-body; CCR4-NOT complex
Molecular function (GO): poly(A)-specific ribonuclease activity; nucleic acid binding
Source: RefSeq, a predicted model, not a curated record
CCUGCUUCAAUAUGAUAUUUCAGGAGUAGAAAAUGGUUCAUAUGUCCCAACCUGGUGACGCAGAGGAUAUGGAUCGGGGACAAGACCCUUCACUAGAUCAGAACUCGAGGAUUCGUGAGGUGUGGAAUCAUAAUCUUGAAGAAGAGUUUAAACAAAUCUGUCAUAUUGUAAAUGAAUAUCCAUAUGUAGCGAUGGACACAGAGUUCCCGGGUGUGGUAGCACGUCCCAUCGGAGAUUUUAAAUCCUCUUCUGAUUAUCAAUAUCAACUGCUGAGAUGUAAUGUAGAUCUUCUUAAAAUUAUUCAACUUGGUCUCACAUUCUUCAACAAGGAUGGGGAGAUGCCCCAGGGAACGUGUACCUGGCAGUUUAACUUCAAGUUUAACCUAAGUGAGGAUAUGUAUGCGGAGGAGAGUGUUGACCUGCUUCAGAAUUCAGGAAUACAGUUCGAGAGACAUGAACGGGAGGGAAUAGAGACUGUUCAUUUUGCAGAGAUGUUAAUAGUAUCCGGAAUUGUUCUCCUGGACAACGUAAAGUGGUUGUCCUUCCACAGUGGAUACGACUUCGGAUACUUGCUGAGCAUCCUCACCAACAACAACCUGCCCGACGGGGAGACAGAGUUCUUCGAGAUCUUGAAGAUUUACUUCCCCAACAUAUACGACGUGAAGUACUUGAUGAAGUCCUGCAAGAACCUGAAGGGAGGGCUCCAGGAGGUCGCCGAUAUGUUGGAGGUUGAGAGGAUAGGUCCCCAGCAUCAGGCAGGUUCAGAUUCUCUUCUCACUGGACGCGCUUUCUUCAAGAUGCAGGAAAUAUACUUUGAAGAUGAACUGGAUGAUUCAAAGUAUCUUGGACAUCUGUUUGGACUUGGAACCAACCAUAUUGGAACAAGUGUUAACUCAGAAUCAGCGGCUAAAUCUGAAUCUUGAUCAACCUUCUCAACCAAUCCCGGAGUAAAACCUUAAUCACCAUUGUCACCUAAUCUCGGAGUAAAACCUUAUCUCUCCCUCUCUACAUAGAAAAAUAUGUACGGAAUAUAAUUCAUCCUCGGGAGAUUUUUAAUUACACCUGAGUCCUGAACCUCUCAACAAAUAAGAAAAAUUAUUUUAAUAAGUGAAAAGAAACUUUAGUCAUAAUUCUGAUAUUUUGUAUGUCUCGGAUAUCCGGAUAUCCGGGUUAAUAUUUACUCUGUCUAUAUUGAUUGGGUUACUCCAUGCAGCUGUUAACAGUGUUAAUAGUAUAUGAUAUGGGGGCAGGGAGGAGGAGUUUAGUCUGACUUUGCUGCCACCAUAGAUAUUUUACAUCAAAUGUAUGUUUCACGGUAUUCACGUAUUUCGAGGAUUUUUAUGUGUUUCAGUUACAUUCAGAUGUUUUAAUUAAAUCAUUUGAAUGGAUUUGAUCUUUUUUUUACUUUCUCUCAACGCAUCUUGUUUCUCCCCUCUAUCCUUUAUGUUUGAAUUUCUACUUUCCUUCCUACAAUUCCUUUUAUCUUCUCUUCUUUUCGUCAUAUCUCCUGUUCUCCAGUAUACUCUGGAGAGUAAUGUUCCAAAAAGUUUAAAGAUCUGUGCACACACAGGCACACUUAUUAAUCUAUGCAUUUCUGUUCUACUCCCUAAAUAAGUCAACGCCUGUUUUAUGUUCAAUAUUUUCAGA